AUGGACACAGCACGCCCUCUGCAGUGUGGGGACUGGCCACCGUGUUUACAGGUGAUGGAGCACGCCCUCUGCAGCAUGGGGACUGACCACCGUGCUUACAGUGCAGAGGUCAGGGGAGACAGGCAGCAGUGGGACCCCAAGUCGGCUGGCCACAGGGCCUAUGAGCUCCAGGUGCUCAGGGCUGGCCAGGACCAUGGAGCUGCAGGAGUCCUGGAUGAAUGUGAUCAGGACAUCUUGAAGGCGGCCCUCAAUGGCAUCGAUGCUCUCCUUGUCCGUGAUUUUCGACCUACAAGUUGGAAACUCCAAGUACUGGACCUCAGAAGCGACGCUGGGACCAACUUCUGGCAUGUGUGGGCUGGGCCUGGGGAUGAGGUCUCAGCGAGCCCCUCAUGUGAGAGUGGGGCUGCGCAGCCCAGCCCACAGAGGCGCAGAGUGGGGGCUUCCUGCACAAAGGAGGAGACGCAGCACUCGGCUGCCGCGGGAGUGCUGGUGCUGCUGUCGGACCUGUGCUUCACGGAGCCCUCUCCAGAUGAAUUGCUCACUUUCCUUGUGAAGAGGGUCAACGAGAAGAAACUACUACCCCAACUGUGCUGUAGGAGGCUACAGUUUAUUUUUGAGCCAUUGAGAUUUCACAUUAUCAAAAAGAUCUUUGAUAAGGUACACCUGGACUGUGUGGAGGAGGUAGAAGUCCACUGCCACUGGGAAAUGAAAUACAUCACUAAAUUUACUGAAUACCUUCGGAAGAUGGUUCAUCUCAAGAGCUUAUACUUUGGUGAAGCUUCUCUUCACCACUGGACCCAUUGGGAGGCAACAGCGGUCUUCAGGCACCUGGAGGCCCCACUAGAGAGCCUCGGCCUUACUGAUUCUUGUAUAACAGGAUCUGACUUGGAAUACUUGUCCAGGUGUUUGAGCACCGGCCACCUGAGUAAGCUGCAUCUCAGAAACGUGGAGAUGGUAGGCGUAGAUGCUGGGUUCCUCAACAUUCUGCUGGAGAGAAUCUCAGGCACCCUGAAAGAACUGGAUUUGAGGGGCUGUGGCAUGACUGACACCGAGUUCACAGCCAUCCUCCCUGCCCUGGGCCGCUGCUCCCAGCUCGAUUUCCUCAGGUUCUGUGGAAACUCGCUCUCCAUGGACGUCCUGCAGAGCCUGCUGCUGCGCACUGUCCCUCAGAACAAGAUCACGAUGCUGGAGAUGCCGCUCCCUCGGGAGUGCUAUGUGAGCUGCGGAGGAACGAGAACCAUAGACAGGAUGACUGUGCGGAAUUGGCUCUACCAGCUGAAUCAGAUCCUGGGGAACCUAGGACUGGAGUUGGACUGGUUAGAGCGGGACGUUUACCCAGAGAAAAACUGUAUUUCAAUAAGCUUCGACUUUACACUGUAA
Elephantulus edwardii (Cape elephant shrew) is the source of this 1380-nucleotide messenger RNA. Its product is annotated as PRAME family member 12-like. Bases 1 to 1380 code for a protein of 459 amino acids. NCBI's taxonomy places the organism in Eukaryota, Metazoa, Chordata, Mammalia, Macroscelidea, Macroscelididae. The transcript has 4 exons. Gene Ontology annotation, cellular component: cytoplasm. The record is from RefSeq and is a predicted model, not a curated record.